AUGCAGUACAUUGUGCUUGUCGUUUUGCUCUCUGCCUGUGUGCUGGCUGAUGGUAAGAAGGAUUUAUAAAGAUUUUGCAGCUACUAAUUAAAAAACAGACAAUAGACAAACUUCUGCCUUUCUUUUAGUGUAUCAAUAUUGACAUAUUUACCUAUGUUUGCAUCUCUUGGGCCCACAGUCCAGCCUUCAUACUACUCCAUUUCCCCAUCAGUGGGUUUAGGAAGUGGCACCACGUACAGUCUGACAGGAGAAGGCAGAAUCACUGCUAUCAGAGUGUGGGAGUUAAACAAUGACAUCUAUGGGUAAAUAUCUCACAGAUUUACAUUUUUUAUCAAUUUCAAUAAAGUUCACAAUAAUUUUUCCUAUCGCUGAAUUUACUCUGCAAAUUAUCCAGUCACUCUUGUUGCUCUGCCAGGGCUGCUGCAUUGCCCUGCACCUAACUGUGCUCUCCACAUGUUAAAGAUUUUACUAUUCUUAGUUUUUUAAUCUCACUGGUUUUAUUUUUGUACAUUUUUAAUACAUUGACGGAUUGUGUCCUUUAAGAUUUAUCCAAACCUUUCCUGUCUACUUUAGAUUAACACUGCAUAUUAUGUUUUAAUGUUUGAACACUUGUUUCUUGUGUUCUCCUUCUCUAGUUUCCAGUUCCGUUAUGGCCGCAGCUGGUCUCCUGUUGCUGGUUACAAUGGUAGCAAUGUCCAGGAGUUUGAGUUAUACGAAGGAGAAACCAUCACUCAGAUCUCUGGGAAGUAUGGCCGCUUUAUUCAGUGGCUAGUGUUUGGCACGAGCAAAGGCCGCAAACUGUUCACAGGCCAGCCUUCAGGGAGAUCCUUCAACUUGUUUCCAACCAACAGCCAGAUGGAGCUGCGCUACGUCAGCGGGCGCUAUAGUGGAUGUAUCACCUCCAUCCAAGCCCACUGGGGUGUGUUUUGUGAGUCAUCUAACAGCACAGAUUUAAUUUGAGAACUGGUGGAAGAACCCUUUUAUUUCCCAAACAAUUGAAAGUUAACAAAUCAGAGAAGAAACCUUUUAGUACUCAAAUGGUACAAAACUAUUUCUGACCCUGAUCUUCUUGACUUUUAUGUCAGUGCAUUUAUAACACUAAUGAAAUGCAGAUUUUCAUAUUAAUCAUAUUGUGUGUUUAUUGUAAGAUAUUUUGAUUCUGACCUGUUUCUUUUGCACCCUGUAAAGUUGAUAUUUGUUUAUAUAAAUGUUUGCAGAAAUUUAAAAAAAAUGUGAUUCUUAAAGUUUUUCACACGUUGAAAGUUUUCUGUCCUUUCUGCCUUCUUUAAAAAUAAAACAAGUGAAAUACAUGAGACUUUUUUGUUUUGUUUUCCAUUAAAUAAAACAAGGAAACUAUUAUCAGUACAAAAUAACAAUAAAAAAAAUUGCAUAAAUGUAUUAAAAAGAGGAGAAAACACUAAUAUUCCAUCAUAUGUUGUUUCUGUUUUUGUAUUUGUGCAAGUAAUGUCCAGUCAGGAGAUCUCUAACAGAUUAGAUUCGAGAUAUCAUUCAAAAACAAGUAUAUGAUGAUGUUAAGUCCUACCCAAAAAACUUUAAUCAGACCUUCACAAACAUAACCCAUGUUAGCCAAUUCACUAACUUAAAAUCAUUCAGUAAAUUUUCAUGUUUAAUAAAAAAAAUCAUUUUUAGCUUGUUACUAUUAAUCUUUGCCUCUCUGUAUUUUUGCUAUGUUUUUGUAAAGUGUCUUUGAGUUCCUGUAAAAGCACUAUACAAAUGAAAUGUAUUAUUAUAAUUAUUUUUAUUAUUAUUAUUAUUAUUAUUAUUAUUAUUUGACUUCCAUUUUUACUUCACUGUUAACCUUUUCUUUUUUGCCUCAUUGUUGUAGUAAAAACUCUGAAAACCUUUCUUCAGCUAUGAACUUUAUUUAUCUCAUUAAACAGCAACUUUAAUACUAAUUAUAUCCACCUGGUCGUGCUCCUGCGUGGAAAUAUUGUUGUCUGAAAGCUGACAAAAAAAAAAAAAAAAGAAGUGCGCAGCUUCUUAGAAAUUACAAAAUGUAUGUGUAAAAGUUGAGGUAAACAAAAAGUCUUUCCAGAUGUCAUAUCAAGACACCCCAACAACCAUAUUUUAGUUGAAGGCCAUAAGUCCGAUGAUAAAAUAUAUGACUAUGAUUACUUUGAAAAUAUGUUUGUCUGCUCGGUUGAGUUGCCAGUUCAAGCAGCCAAUGUAAACAGCCUAGCUCAAUUUGCUAAUUUCUCAUUGGUGCCUGUUUUCUAACCAUUGCUAGUAAUUCAGUUUGCAAGCUAAAUAGACAAUAUUAUAUCUAAAUGUUAGCCAAUGAAUCCCAAUUUAUAUGUGUAAACAUCUAAGCUGUACCCUUUAUACUUUUUGACAUAGAGCUGUCUGGAGCCACUCAUGCAGAUCUGAAUGGCAGAUUAGUGCCACUCAUUUGAUUAGUAAGCACUGCUGUUGUACAAAUGGUCAUAGUAUUGUAUGUAUGAAUGUAUGUAUUGUAUGAAUAAUUGAUUAAUUAUAUGUCACAUUUUCUAUUUUCAAUACAUGGUUUGACUCACACACACACACACACACACACAACUACUCAUGUCCGGUUGUGUUUAGAGUGGAUGAUGGUGAAGAGUGUGGUGGCAAUGAGGUCCCUGCCUUCCUGGUUAGUACUCUGGUUAGGGAUUGAUUCUCUCUAUCACACGUACAGCUCAGAUGAUCUGCACAUGCUCCUGUGUUAAGCACGGCAGCCAUUGAGCCUGAAGGUGAAUAGCAGGGAUGCCUUGCUUGAAGGCCAAGUGGUAAAUGAGGCUUUGUUUCCUUCAUUUAAACCACUUCAUAAGUUGUUUUGGAAACAUUCUUUACCUCUAUUGCCUUCUCUGCAUGAUUGACAGAUCAUGACACACCCUUUAAUUAAAACACGGUCACUGACACACCAGUAGAGCAUCAUAUUUACUGUAAAGGCUAGUUCCUGAAACUAAAUCAACCAACAGAACCUGACAUGUGUAAAUGUGUCGAGGGAUGUGUCACGUUGGUAUAUAAGCAACCAUCCUGCUCACACUGAGGCAGAUUUCACAAAGGACAGGAGAACACUGAAGCCUUGACACUUUCAAACCUGAUCUGUGAGUACUCAUGCGAACAUGUUCAGAAUUAAUUAUUAAUAACCUGUGAUAAAUGAUUUGAAGAUACCUGACAAAAUAUCCUUGAUUGAAGACUUGAUUGUUGCUAUUUUUGUUAUCAUGGAUGCAACACUUCUAGCACUACUUGAAGCAUUGAUUAAAAAAAAAAAAACAAGUACUCAAAUUCAACUUCAAAUAGUUUGAACAACAGCAACAGCAAAAGCAAUUCAAUAAAUUGUAAUAAUGAUGAUGAUAAUGUAUAACUAUUACAUCGUUUAAAGGUAUUUCUUGGCUACCGUGGAAGAAAUACAAGAGUUCCAGGUAAGAAUUCUUUCAUUUUUCUGCAGAUAAAACUCACUAAAAUGUUCUGGGUAAAAAAGUAAUUCAUCGAUCUGCCUCGUUUUCUUCUGAUCCACAGAAUGCGUCAAAUUGUGCUUGUUGCUCUGCUCUCUGCCUGUGUGCUGGCUGAUGGUAAGAAGGAUUUAUAAAGAUUUAUAAAGUUUCUCCCUUUUUUUCCCCGCUCAAUGUUGACAUAUUGAUUGAUGUUUGCAUUUCCUGUGUCCACAGUCCAGCCUUCGUACUACUCCUUCUCCCCAUCAGUGGGUUCAGGAAGUGGCAACACGUACAGCCUGAGAGGAGAAGGCAGGAUCACAGCUAUCAGAGUGUGGGAGGCCAACAGCAACUAUAUCUAUGGGUAAAUAUCUAACAGAUUUACAUUUUUAUCAAUUUCAAUAAAGUUCACAAUAAUUUUUCCUAUCGCUGAAUUUACUCUGCAAAUUAUCCAGUCACUCUUGUUGCUCUGCCAGGGCUGCUGCAUUGCCCUGCACCUAACUGUGCUCUCCACAUGUCGAAGAUUUUGCUAUUCUUAAUUUUUGAAUCUCACUGGUUUUAUUUUUGUAAAUGUUUAAUGCAUUGACGGAUUGUGUCCUUCAAAAUUUACCCAAAACAUUCUUGUCUACUUUGAAAUAACACUGCGCACUAUGGAGUUAUGAUGUUUGAACACUUUUUUCUUGUGUUCUCCUUCUCAGUAUCCAGUUCCGUUAUGGUUACAUCUGGUCUCCUGUUGUUGGUUACCAAAACGGCUAUGUACAGGAGCUUGUGUUAUUCGAAGGAGAAACCAUCACUCAGAUCUCUGGGAAGUAUAGCCACUAUAUUCAGUCGCUAGUGUUCAGCACGAGCAAAGGCCGCAAACUGUUCGCAGGCCAGCCUUCAGGGAGAUCCUUCAACUUUUUUCCAACCAACAGCCUGACGGAGCUGCGCUACCUCAGCGGGCGCUUCAAUGGAGGUAUCACUUCCAUCCGAGCCCACUGGGCCGUGUUUUAUGAGUACUAUAACAGCACAGGGUUAGUAGAGGCAUAAGGUUCUCUAGUUUCACUAUUUUGGUGUGUGUCUGUCACAAAGAUUAAUGAUAAACAAUACAGGGAGACCUGAACCAGCUUUGCCAGAACCCUUUAGAACUGGUGGAAGAACCCUCUUAUCGCCAAAACAGUUAAACUUAAGAAAAAAUCAAAGAGGAAACUUUUUGGUACACAAAUGGUACAAAAGCAUUCGCUCAUCCUGAUCUCCUCGACCUUAAUCUAAGGGCAUUUAUCACACAAAAUGCUCGUCACCAUAUUGAUCAUAUUGAUUGUUUAUUAUAAGACAUUUUGAUUCUGAUCUGUUUCUUUUGCUUUCUGUCAAGUUGAAAUCUUCUUACAUAAAUGUAUGUGGAAAAUAAAAACACUGUGAUUGUGAAAGUCUUAUUUUUUACACGUUAAAGUUUCCUGUCCUUUCUGUCUUCUUUACAAAUAAAACAAGUCAAAGGCUUUGUUUUGUUUUCUCUUUUUAAUAUAUUUUUCUGCUGUUUUAAUCUUUCUGCAUGGUCAAAUUAUGUACUUUCUUUACAUAGUUUAGGAUAUCUGUACUAAUUAGAUUUUCAUUCAGAAAGUUUACAUAUUUAAUAAAAAUCCAUGUAUUCGCUUAGCCUGAUUUUAACUGGACUUAUAAUUACCAUUUGACUUUCAUUAUGCCUUCUUGCUGGAGUUAAAACUCAGAAAACCUUCCUCUUACUGUUUAACUUUUUUAUCUCAUUGAAUAAUGAAUGUAACACCGUUUGUAUCUAAGAGAAAUACUGUAGUCUCAAAGCUGACAAAAAUAAAAAUAAACAGAAUAGAGUUUGAGCUGCGCAGUUCCUGAGAAAUGACAAGUACUGUGUAAAAGUUGAGGUAAACAAAAAGUCUUUCUAGAUGUCACAUCAAGACACGCCAACAACCAUAUUUUAGUUGAAGGCCAUAAGUCCGUUGUUAAGAUAUAUGACAAUGUUUACUUUGAAAAUAUGUUUGUCUGCUCGGUUGAGUUGCCAGUUCAAGCAGUCAAUGUAAACAGCCUCGCUCAAGUUGCCAGUUUCUCAUUGGUGCCUGUUUUCUAACCAUUGCUGGUCAUUCAGUUUGUAAGCUAAAUAGACAUAAUUAUAUUCAAAUGUUAGCCAAUGAAUCCUACUUUAUAGAUGUCAAAUCUAAGUUUUAGCUUUUACACUUUUUGAGAUAGAGCUGUUUGAAGCUACUUACGCAGAUCUGGAUGGCAUAAUGGUGCCAUUCACUGCGUCAGUGAGCACUGUUGUUGAACAAAUGGUCGUAGCUCAAACAAUAUUCCCCAUACAGCUUCAAUGCAUAUAUUAUAUGAAUCAAUGAAUUGAUAUAAUAUGUCAGAUACUCAGUUUGUAAGACAUAGUUUGACUCACACACAUACAUCUACCCAAAGCUCACUAGAUAGGUAAAUGAAGGUUCCUCCUUUAAAUAUGUAUGAAGAUGUGUUAUUGUCUGUGUGGGCUCAACAUUCACAGUAAACACUUGUGGCAUGAACAUCGAGGUGGUGACAUUGUAUAAAUAUCUAGGUGUACACCUGGAUAAUUAGUUAGAUUGGUCUCAGAACAUCGACUUCAUCUCCAAAAAAAGGCCGUGCUGCUUCUUUUGCCUGAGAAGACUCCGAUUAUAGACAUCAACGGUUCAAUGCUGCAGAUGUUUCAUCAGUCUUUGGAAUUUUCCUUUGGGAUUCCUUAGGGGAUUCCUAUCUUAUCUUAUCCUAUCCAGAUCUUGGUUAUCCAAUUCUUCAUUGAAGGGCAGGUGGACUUGUUCUAGGGUCUUCCAAAAGGCUUCUUCAUUUCUACAGUGACCCGGGGCCAAUUUUGGACAUUUAAAGCCUCUGUUGGUCCUCCAGCUGUAAAAGGGGUUGGUGGUCACUUGAGAUAUUCAUAGCUUGGUCACCUGAGAGUUGUUAGAUAGGCUGUUGACCUGGUUCACCUGGAGGAGUGCCCUGCUAGGUUUCUUAAUGUUUGCCAUGCUUGCUUUAUAUUUUCAGCACAAAAGCAUUGUUUGAUUGUUGUUUCAAACAAUCAAAAGAUGAAUUGUAAUUGUUCAAGGAUGGUUUCUCAAGUUUGAUUUGGUUUCUCCUUGACACCUCUUUUAAACUCCAUAUCUUCCCCGGCCAGUAUCUUAACAUUGGUGUUCUUAAAUGUAGACCUGUAUCUUUCAAGUGUCGGUGAACAACUGAAUCCUGGCCAGAAGAGCUGGCUCUCCUGUGCUGGGACAUUUGUUCCUGUAAUGGCUGGUCUGUUUUCCCGGUGUAGGAGUCCCUGCAUUUUGAAGUGCAUGAUAUGUCGUACACCACAUUGACAAUUCCUAGUUGCUUCCACUGCUCCAAUUGUCAGGAUGCAAGUAAACAAGGAAGUGACAUGGUUUCUUCCAUUUGUAGGACAAGGACAAAACCCCCAGACACAAACAAAGGUACGCUGUGAAAUGCACCGACAAAUGGAAGCAAAAAGAGCUAUUACAUAGACGCAUGGCCUAGUACAGGAGAGCCAACUCUUCUGGCCAUGAUUUAGAUGUUCACAUACAUCUGAAGGAUACAGGACAUACCUUUGAGGACGGCAAUGUCAGGAUAACCCUUACCCUUCAGAUUAACUCCAAUAAUGCCCGAAAUCACCCUAGAUUUGAAUGGUCGACCAGCUGGUUGACUGGCAUAUCUGCGUACUGGUUAGUAAUCUGAGAUUGAUUCUCUCUAUCACAUGUACAGCUCAAAUGAUGAGGACAUGCUCCAGUGUUUGGCACAGCGGCCAUUGAGCCUGGAGGUGAAUAGCACAGAUGCAUUUCUUGAACGCCAAGUGGUAAAUAAGGCUUUGUUUCCUUAUUUAAACUUCAUAAGUUGUUUCGGAAACAUUCUUUACUUCUAUUGUGUUCUCUGCAUGAUUGACAGAUUAUGACACACCCUUUAAUUAAAACACCGUCACUGACGCACAAGGAGGGCAUCUUGUUUACCGCAAAGGCUAGUUCCUGAAUCUGUGUCAACCAACAGGAACUGGCAUAUGAAAAAAUGUGUUGAGGGAUGUGUCGCGUUGGUUUAUAAGUAACCAUCCUGCUCACACUGAGGCAGAUUUCAUGAAGGACAGGAGAACACUGAAGCCUUGACACUUUCAAACCUGAUCUGUGAGUACUCAUGCGAACACUUCAGCUAAAGUUAUUCACAUUCAGAAGUAAUUAUUAAUAAUCUGUGAUAAAUAAUGAAGGCAAUGUAAUUAUACUUGAGAAAAUAUGGUUGAUGGAAGAUUUGAUUGCUGCUAUUUUGAUAUUUUUUUGCUAAACAAAGCAUUCAUUCAACUAGAAAAGUACUCAAAUAAGACUUCAAUUGAAUUUGACAGUUUGACUUAUUGAUAUAAAGACUAAUUGAAUUUUCCAUCGGGGAUUAUUGAAGUUCUUAUUCUUCUGUUUAAACAACAACAAUAGCAAAAGCAAUUCAAUAAAUUUCAAUAAUGAUGAUGAUGAUAAUGUAUGACUAUUACAACUUUAAAGGUAUUUCUUGGCUACCGUGGAGGAAAUAAAAGAGUUCCAGGUAAGAAUUCAUACAUUUUUCUGCAGAUAAAACUUAAUAAAAUGUUUUGGGUAAAAAAGUAAUUAAUUGAUCUGCCUCGUUUUCUUCUGAUCCACAGAAUGCGUUACAUUGUGCUUGUCGCUCUGCUCUCUGCCUGUGUGCUGGCUGAUGGUAAGAAGGAUUUAUAAAGAUUUUGUAGCAACUUCUUUAAAAAACAGACAAAUUUCUUCGUUUCUUUCAGCGUCUCAAUAAUUAUGUAUUGACUUGUGUUUUUAUCUCUUGUGUCCACAGUCCAGCCUCCCUUCUACUCCUUCUCCCCAUCAGUGGGUUCAGGGGGUGGCACCUCGUACAGCCUGAGAGGAGAAGGCAGGAUCACAGCUAUCAAGGUGUGGGAGCGCUCCAACAGCUACAUCAAUGGGUAAAUAUCAAACAGAAUUACAUGUUUUAUCAAUUUCAAUAAAGUAGACAACUAACAGAUUUAAAGAAUCUGUAUCUAACCCACAGAAUACAUGAGAGCAAUUUAAGACAGGCAACUCAUGCUGCACUUACAUGUGACAUUCUCACAAUCAUUAUCGCUAUAUUUACGUUGCAAAUUCUCCAGUCACUCUUGUUGUCCUGCACCUGAACUGUGCCAUGCACAUGUUGAUGAGGUCCAAGACUUUACUUGCUGUAAUUGUUGAUCUCACUGGUGUUAUUCCAGUAAAUUUGACAGUAAAUGGACAGUGUUUUUUAAGAUUUAUCCAAACUUUGCUGUCUACUUUGGAUUAACACUGCACAUAAUUACGUUUUAAUGUUUGAACACUUUUUUCUUGUGUUCUCCUUCUCCAGUAUCCAGUUCCGUUAUGACUACAUCUGGUCUCCUGUUGUUGGUCGCCAAAGUGGCGAUUUACAGGAGCUUGAGUUGCACGAAGGAGAAACCAUCAUUCAGAUCUCUGGGAAGCAUAGCGGAUAUAUUCGGUCGCUAGUGUUCAUCACGAGCGAAGGCCGUGCACUGUUUGCAGGCCAGGGAACAGGGAUAUCCUUCAACAUGUAUCCCACCAACAGCAUGGCAGAGCUGCGCUUCCUCAGCGGCCGCUUCAGUUCAUACAUCUCUUCCAUCGGAGCCCACUGGGGUGUGUUUUAUGAGUCCCAUAACAGCACAAGGUGGGCAGGUGGUAUAGGUUAG
Molecule: messenger RNA, 9090 nt
Organism: Xyrichtys novacula (pearly razorfish)
Lineage: Eukaryota; Metazoa; Chordata; Actinopteri; Labriformes; Labridae
Source: the annotation of a GenBank genome assembly